Molecule: messenger RNA, 1610 nt
Organism: Gastrolobium bilobum
Lineage: Eukaryota; Viridiplantae; Streptophyta; Magnoliopsida; Fabales; Fabaceae
Product: probable long-chain-alcohol O-fatty-acyltransferase 2
Exons: 1
Coding region: 368-1600 (410 amino acids)
Biological process (GO): lipid metabolic process
Source: RefSeq, a predicted model, not a curated record
UAUAUCCUUUCAUUCUCACAAAAAGGUUAGACACACAUCUUUAUAUUUUUUUGUCCACUCUCUCCUUUAUCUAUCUCUUUCUCUCACUUAAAAUAAAAUAAAUUUACAUCCUUUAGAAUGAUACAUAUUUUUUCCUAUUUCUAAUCCAAUCUCCAAUAUGGCAAUAUCUCCUCUCUUGUUUGAGUGCCAGACUUUUUGUCAGUCAACAGCUCCACAGAACUUUAUAAUUACGGCCCCCAGUUUGGGGUUGGGGUCUUCCUGUGGGGAAGAUAGUUUCAUUCUCUCUAACCUUACAUGUCCAAAACCACCAUUCGUCUCUUGAUCUUUACUUAAGCAUUUCUCUCACUCACAAAUUGUUUGAGCAAUUAUGGAGGGUGACAUGAUCAAUCUGAUCAGGGUGUACCUCUCAGCUGUCAUAUCUUUAUGUUACUGUUAUUGGAUCCGUAAGUUUGUCCCUUCGGGAACAAGAAGACUUCUCUCUGUUCUUCCCAUCAUAUGUUUCUAUCUCUUCAUUCCUCUCAACUUCUCCUCUGUACAUUUGAGAGGCAACAUAGGAUUCUUCUUCGCAUGGCUUGCAAAUUUCAAGCUCUUGCUCUUUGCUUUCGAUAAGGGCCCUUUGUCUGCUGAUCCAUCAAUCUCUCUAGGACGUUUUAUAGCUGUUGCGUGCCUUCCCAUCAAGAUCCAACAAAAACAACCUCCAAGUCAACCCCCCAGUUCUAAAACUGCACAAAACAACCCAAGAUUGCUUCCUUCAAACCCCAUCCAACCCCAUCAAAAUGGCAAAAACCCACCUCCAGAUCCAUCACAAGAGUCCAAAAGUUUCCAUUUUGAAACCGACCCAUCUUCAAUAACGCCCAAUACUAGUUGCCAAAGCAAACAAAACUCAUCUCCCAACUACCCCAGCAAAGGUCAUCAUACCCCACUUUUACAGUAUGCCAUAAAGGGUCUUCUUUUGGCGGUUUUGGUGAAAAUCUAUGACUACAGUGACCAUAUUCACCCAAUAGUCAUCAUGGGCAUGUACUGUUUCCACAUCUACUUUAUGAUGGAAAUCAUCUUAGCCAUUCUUGCAGCACUGGCUCGAACCAUGCUUGGGAUGGAGCUGGAGCCACAGUUCAAGGAUCCACUCCUCUCCACCUCACUCCAAGACUUCUGGGGCAGGAGGUGGAACCUCAUGGUCACAAGCAUCCUGCGACCGACAGUGUACGAGCCAACCCUGAAAGCCGCCGGUAAUGUGGUUGGUCCCCAGUGGGCCCCACUGCCAGCAGUGUUGGGAACUUUUGUGGUGUCGGGAUUGAUGCAUGAGCUGAUACUGUACUACAUGGGAAGGUUGGAACCCACGUUAAGGAUGACCUGUUUCUUUGUCCUCCAUGGACUUUGCUUGACGGCGGAGAUUGCGUUGAAGAAGACCCUCACCGCCAGGUUCCGGUUGCCGAGGUUUGUGUCGGGGCCUUUAACCGCUGGAUUUGUUUUGGCCACCUGCUUUUGGCUGUUCUUACCGGAGUUCAUCCGGUGUCGGAUUGAUGUUAAGGCGUUUGAGGAGUACGCUGCUUUAGGCGCGUUGGUCAAAAAUCUUACUUCCUCAGUCAGAGGGUUUUUUUAAUUUAUACACG